Suillus subalutaceus is the source of this 819-nucleotide messenger RNA. RefSeq lists its product as uncharacterized. NCBI's taxonomy places the organism in Eukaryota, Fungi, Basidiomycota, Agaricomycetes, Boletales, Suillaceae. The transcript has 7 exons. The coding region runs from base 1 to 819 and encodes 272 amino acids. The record is from RefSeq and is a predicted model, not a curated record.
AUGAGAUUCAUGGCCUUUGUCCUUCACAUCUCCCAUGCACAUCGUGAAGCCAAAGUUACCAAGCUUCAAGCACUGUUUGCCAACAACGAAGCCCUCGUCACGGGUUCAGAAUACUUUUGUAGCUUACUUUCCGAAAAAACGCUCAAUGAUCCUGCUUUAGUCGAAUUCCAAGACUAUCACACUUUCGAGGGAGGGAUUUCUCUCAAUUAUUAUGGCUAUGUGUCCGACAGCGACCUUGAUGAAGACGACGACGAGGGGGAAGAAAUCGAUGAAAUUGUCAAAGACAGGUUUACUUUAAGACAAUAUUUUGAAGAUGACAAAUGCAUCAAUGCUUCUGCGGAACAAAUGUGUCGAACAGCAUCGGUCAAGAAUUUUAAUUUCAAGGGAGCGCAACGUAUUGUCUCAAGCCGCAGACUAUUGAUAACAGAUACUGCAUUCAACACAUGGCAAUCUUUAUUGUACUAUUUGUACACUGACGAGAUCGUUUUUGCGCCUUUGCGAUCACAGGAAAGUGAGACGGCCAGAUGUUGCAGCCUUGAUGGGCCUCCGCCAUGCUCACCAAAAUCUAUGUAUCGCCUAGCGUGCAAGAUAAAGCAUCCCAAAUUGCAGGCUAAAGUGCUUGGUGCCAUACGAGCAAGUCUGACUGAGUACAAUAUUCUACAUGAAUGCUCGUCUUCUCUAAAAUCCAAACCACACUGGACCAAGUAUCUGGGCUAUCCCCAGUACCUAUUUGUGAUCUUUCCCAAUCCCAUCUGGGAUCAAUUUAGCAUUUCUCCGGGACAUCCCUGUGCAUCUAUUGUGUGGACUUUCCCAUCAUAA